AUGAAUAAUAGUAGUAAUAAUGAUAACAACUAUGAUGAAAAAACCUCAAAAGUAUUUUAUCUAGUUUUUCAUAAUAAAUUUUUAUUUAAUAAAAUAUUUAAUUUCAUUCAUUCAGUUGAAUUUAUUAAAUAUAAUAGUUUAAAUGAUGUUCAAAAUGAAAGAUUCAUUUUUAAAAAUAUAACAUCAUUAAAGUUUCUACUAGAAAAAAAACUAUAUCAUUUAUUAAAAUACAAGUUAGAGUCUGAUGAAUAUAUCCAUGUGGAUAGUAAAAUUGAUUUUAUAAAAAUGAUCAGUAGUCACAGAGAUUUGGCAAAAGAAAUAUUCAAAUUAUUUUUACAAUCAACAUUAUUUGGAAAUCUUAACGAAAGCAAUAAUAUAUUUUAUGUAUCCUUAGAAAUGUUUGAUGAGGAUUUUAUUCAAAAUAUACUUAAUGGACCAAACUCUCAUCCAGUUCUUCCUUCAAUGUUAUUGUAUUUCUUUGAAUUUUCAACAAAUUCAAAAAUUAAAAUAGUAUUAGAUUCAUUUUAUAAUAUAAAUAAAAAUAACAAUAGCAACAACAUCAAUAAUAAUAACAAUAACAAUAAUAAUGAAAACAAAAAAACCCUCCAAAUUAAUAAUAAUAUUUCUAAAACCUUAACAUUCCAAAAUGAAUAUAAAAAUGAAAUAAUAUCCAAUAUUUAUCAUUACAGUCAAUUUAAAGAUUGUUUUCAACGUGAUAGGGUAUUACAACUUGUUUUAAGCAAUAAAGAAUAUUAUAAUAUACAUAAUAAUAAUAAAAUCGAUAUAGUAGAUAUAGUUUUCAAAACAAUAUCAAUAGAGAAUCAAAAUAAUUUAUUAGAUUUGAAAUUAUAUUUUUUACCUAGUUAUGUUUCAAAAAAUAACCAAUUAUUCAUAGAAAUAGAUGAUAUAAUUGAUAAUAAUAAAGAUAACAAUAGAAUAAUAAAACUAUCAGAAUAUAUUAUAAAUAAUUUUAUAAUUUUAGGAGGAUGUACUCAUAACUAUUCCAGAUUUUUAGAAAUAAAACAAUAUCCAUUUGAUUAUUUUUCCCAUAAAAAAUCAAUCAAAUUAGAAGAUUUAAAACUACUUUUACAAAACAAUACAAAUAAUUGGAAAAAAAUCAAAGAUCAUAAUCAUUCACCAUCAUUUUAUGAAAUAGAUUUAGAAUCUAUCAAAUUUUAUUUUGAAAAUGAAAAACAUUUAUAUUUUAUCGAAUCCGACAUUUGGGAAGCAAUAGGGUACUCAAUUAAAAAUUAUAAGGAAAAUAAAAAACCAAUAGGAGCAACAACAACAUUACUUGUAGUCAAAGAUAAACAAACAGUCGAUUUAAUUUCAGAAAUCAUGGGUUUGUAUAAACGAACUAUCCCGGAAUAUGUCAAUAAAUUUCCAGGUCCAAGAUUCUCUAUUUUAGAUAUCAUGGGUUCUAGUGGACACUAUCCACCUAAAAUAGACGAGAACACCUUUAAAUUCAAUAGCCUUGAAUUAUUAAAAUAUACAGAUGAAAAUAUCUUUACAUUGGCAAAUUUAAAUGUUUUCGGACAACCACUAAAGAAUGCCAUCCAAAUUAAACUCAUAGAAGAUGCUGUUUUGGAAAUACCACUCAAGAAUGCCAUCGAAGCAUUUAAUUUAGAAGAAUUAAAGUCAAUAUUUGAACUUAUCAAAGAUUAUAGUUUAUCUAGACUAUACUAUUCAUACAAGAAACCAAAUAGACCACUAUCAGAUCAAGAUAUUACACAAAUCACCGAAACUAUCGAAUAUUUCAUCAAAAUCAAUUGUCCUCAGGGUGUCUAUUAUUGUUUAGAUCUAAUGCCAGAAGGAUAUUAUGAACACACUGAAAAAGAUAUCCCUUUAACCAAUCUAUUUAAUAAUUGUGAAGUUUUAACCACAGUAUUCGCAAUAUCAGUGAAACUUCUAUCAGUUCACAUCAUCAAGCUAUUAAUUAACAAAUAUCAUUAUAAUGCAGAUCUUGAAAACAAAUUAUCAAAUUACACCAGUAGCUUUUUUGAAGUUGAAAAGCUUAAAACCAAUAAAAACCCUCAUACUCCUUGGUUGUUUUACAACUACCACAAUAAAAAAAUAGAUUUUCAAACACAAAGAUACGAUAAUAUCAAUAUCUAUGAUGUAAUAUCAAUCAUUCAUUUAAUAAUUAGUAAAUCUAAACAAUUACAAAAUAAAAAAGGACAACAAUCAAUAUCAAAUAUCAAUGAAAAUUAUAUUUUUACUCCAAUACCUAAAGUCAACAUUUAUCAAGGUGAGGCUCUUAUGAUCCUAAUCAACAAAUUGUUUAAAAUAUUAAUUCAAAGUAAAGGUGAAGUGCCAUUUGAAAAGAUCAAGUCAACUUAUCGAUUCAUCAACAGCUCUGGUGUAACUACAGUUCAAAAAUCAGCAUUAUUUUCAAUUUACUAUCUUGCGAAUAAAUCAUUAAUUCUCACCAAAUAUUUAUUUGGUUUAUCAAUGUUUGAAGUUCUUAAUUACAGUGAAAAUGUUUUUAAUUGUGAAGAUCUUGAAAUAUUGGUUAAAAGAUUAGAAGACUUGAUAGAUCCAGAAGUGUUUUCAUUUGAAUAUAUAUUUGGGAAUAAUAGAUGUAUUUAUUGUGACAAUGGUGCGUCAUGCGGGGAUAUAAUCGAAAAGCUUCAUCAAAACAUUUUUAACAAGUUACACACAAUCUACAAAAGACCACCUCUUUUAUUUAUCUCUAACCUUUGUUUCCGAACUGUAAAAACCUUGUUGUACCUUCAAAGAUAUGAUUUGUUUUUAAAAUAUUUAGAAGAAUUGAAACUCAGAAACAUAGGGAUAAAUGGAAUCAUAGAUCCAAGUUUUAUAAACUUAGCAAACAUUUUUAAAACUGGUGACAACACUUUAAUCUCUACAUUAUUGAAUGGAUACAGCAUAUAUUGUAUUUUUACAAUAGAAGGAGUCCAAGAUUUAUUAAAAUAUAAUAUCGAAAACAACACCAAUAUCGGACAGUCAUUAAUAAAAAAAGAAAUACACACUAUUUAUGAUAAGAAUUUUCAUUCAGAUUCAAUAUUAGCUCUCCACCAUUUAAUAUUUGGCGAUAAUAGUGAAAUUAAGUUCUCAUUUAUAAUCGAACUAUACAAAAUACCAUUCAAACUAUAUCAUUUCCUCCUAAACACUUAUCCAAAUAAUGCUCUAUUAAAACCUUCAAAAAAAUUAAUAAAUGAAGCCAUACAUAAAGAUUUUAUCGUCUUCCUCAAAAAACUAUAUCAAAAUGAUCUUAUCAAUGACGAUAUUGACAACACCAACGAUGAAUAUAAUCAACUACUAUCCCAUUUGAAACAAAAACUAUCAGAAAAUUUAAAAUGUAAAUAUAUUAACUGGUUUAAUUAA
Molecule: messenger RNA, 3345 nt
Organism: Dictyostelium purpureum
Lineage: Eukaryota; Evosea; Eumycetozoa; Dictyosteliales; Dictyosteliaceae
Exons: 2
Coding region: 1-3345 (1114 amino acids)
Source: RefSeq, a predicted model, not a curated record